Stegostoma tigrinum is the source of this 10279-nucleotide messenger RNA. RefSeq names its product cytosolic thiouridylase subunit 2 homolog (S. pombe) (gene ctu2). The record is from RefSeq and is a predicted model, not a curated record. Gene Ontology annotation, biological process: tRNA wobble position uridine thiolation. Gene Ontology annotation, molecular function: sulfurtransferase activity; tRNA binding. The coding region runs from base 402 to 2051 and encodes 549 amino acids. Lineage: Eukaryota; Metazoa; Chordata; Chondrichthyes; Orectolobiformes; Stegostomatidae. The transcript is spliced from 15 exons. Gene Ontology annotation, cellular component: cytosol.
GCCGCAGUCGGAGGCCCAUGAGUCGGUUCCCACGGAAACGCCGCCAUUUGUUCUCCCCUUCUCUGCCCGUGUGUUUGUGUGCAGCGAGCUGCCGUGUGAUUAAACAAAGACCGCAUGCAGACAGGGGAUGGCAUCUAUGAGGAGCGAACGGUCCUGAUGAGUGAAAAGUCCGACUACAAACUGCUCGACGGGGAAGUAAGAGGUUGAUCGAGAGAGGCGGGUUCUCCGGAUCCGUGCCGGUCGCGUGAGUCUGUGUGUGUGUGUGUGUGUGUGUGUGUCGGAGGGAGAGAGGAGCAGGUGUCAGCCGGGGUCUCGGGCACGCGCUGAGCGCCGCCGUUGUCCGCCCGCGCACCGGCGGGACCCGUUUGAGCCGAAAACGAGACGACAGCUGGACCGGGGCCAUGUGUGACGCUGAGCAGGACGACACCGAGCAGCCCGUGCCCAGGGCGGCGGCCAUCGCCGCAAGUGUUGCACAGAAAUGUAUGAAGUGUAAGGACACGUCAGCAGUGUUGGUCAUUCGAGCUGGCGAUGCAUUUUGUAAAUCCUGCUUUAAAGAAUAUUUUGUACACAAAUUCCGUGCCAUACUAGGGAAGACGCGCUUAAUUUUUCCAGGAGAGCAGGUCUUACUGGCUUUAUCAGGUGGUCCCACAUCUAGUGCAAUGCUCUGCCAGGUUCAAGAGGGUUUAUGUCGCGAGGCUCCAAAGAAGUUACGUUUUUGUCCUGGGAUAGUCCAUAUAGAUGAGGGUGCAGUGUGUGGUAGGAGUCUAGAAGAAAGAAGGGCAACUUUAACGCAGCUGGAAGCCAUAUUCCAGACUUCAGGAUUCCCCUACCAUAUAGUCUAUUUGGAAGAGGUGUUCAAAUUGCCUAAUUCCAUGCUACAGAAUGUUUGCUCCAGUCCAGCAAGUCAUCAUGGUGAGAAUUAUAAAGAGGCAGUGGAUGGUUUCCUACAAAAGCAGCGAGAGACGCUUAGUCAGACAGAGCAAAGACCUACAGUUGUGGAGCAGUUGAAUGUCACAGAUACAGAAGAACAGGUUCAAACAAAACUUGCUCAGCUCAAUAUCUGUGACCUUUUUAGUAAAGAAAAUACUGGAAACACCUUCACAGAAGCUUCCACCAGUGGAAAGUGGCCAUUUAACCUGACACAAACUGAGGCAAUAAAAGAAUUGUUCAGUUCGAUAAAGACACUGACUGCUAAAGAGGAAUUGCUGCAAACAUUACGACAUCAUCUGCUCUUGUAUACCGCAAGGAUCAAAGGUUACACAAAAAUCAUGAUGGGAGACAGCUGUACCCGACUGGCAGUAAAACUUCUGACUAAUAUUUCAUUAGGACGUGGAGCCGCACUUGCUGUUGAUACAGGAUUCUCAGAUAAUCGUUAUGGAGAUAUCAUGAUGGUACGUCCAAUGAGGGAGUACUCAUCUAAAGAAAUUGCCUUCUACAAUAAACUCUUUGAUGUUCCAAAUAUUUUCACUCCAGCUUUAGAUACAAAGGCCAAUGAUAAAGCUAGCAUCCAUAGACUGACUGAGAGUUUUGUGAAUAAAUUACAGAGUGAUUUCCCAUCCACUGUAAGCACUGUUUAUAGGACCAGUGAGAAGCUGAAUACAGUUUCAUCUGACUACAGUUGUGGUGCGGAGCAAACAGAUAAAUGUCUGCUGUGUCUCUGUGCUAUGGACACUAAAGUAGAGAGCGCCUCAGCAUUUCAUGCUACCCUAAUAUCAGAAAGACUAUCGCUCAAGCAGUCUCCUGACCACACGUUUGUUAAAGAGGCCACUGAACCAUCCUGCUGUGGUGGUGACGGAGAUGAAGAGAAAGGAAAAUGCUGUGGCGCACCCUCUGAAGCAUGCCAUUCAAUGGACAGUAAGAGAACCACAGAUCUCCUCUCAAUGCUAUGCUACAGCUGUAGACUGACUGUCAAAGAUAUGGUAUCACUGGAUCUGCUACCUCAAUAUGUCCUCUCUGAAGCAGAACGCAGAAAACGCAGAGCUCAAGUGAGGGAACAGAUCCAGGAGUUCCUGUUGGCCCCUGAGGAUGAAACAGAUGCCACCGGCUCCUGACGAGUCUGUCUGAAAUUAAUCAUAAACAUCAAAAAGACAUUUUUCAGAUUCUACACAUAAUUAUGCAUUUAGCUUUGGAAUGAAUGAACCAUGAAUUUAUGAUGAGUUGGCAACUCACUUAGUUGUCAUUCUGACGUAAGGUGAAGUCCAGAUAACUGAACACCUCUGGCUUCCUUAUUAUUAUUAUUAUAGCAGCUACACCAAUAUAGAUUUGCCUGUGUAUUAUAACUUGCGAUGGUUUAGGCCAAUUUAUAAUCAUGUUGUUUUGUAUUAUUUAUUGGUGCUGCUUUUAAAGGUUGGGUUUAAUUUUAAUUGUAAUGUCUUGUAAAUACCAGUUGUUGAAAUAUUAAAUUCAAAAGUGAUCUUGCAUUUGAUUUUGAUAUAAGACAUUUUGCUGCAUUUAUGAGGAAGGAUAAUGCUCUAAAUUGUGUGAAAUACAGGUGAAAGAGGAGGGAACAUUAGCUGGAAAGGCUGAUCACAAUGUUCUACAGAAUGGAAAACAGCUGUCCUCCACUUUCUUACCCAUCUAUACAGCCUUGAAUGAUGCCAGGGAUUCCAUCUGCGCCAACUCCUGGAAAAUCAGUAAUUCUGAGAUAAAGGCGUGCUAUUGGUACCUUUGGGAGAAUGAAAAUACCCUUUGGAUUCACAUAUCCAGAUUUUUAAAUUAGAGUAUUCAUAGGACCCUUACCUGCUACCUCAGAGGUGGGAGCAGGCAUUGGUCAUUCAGCAAGAUCGUAUUUGAUCUGCCCAAGGCUUAACUUCUUUAACAUGCCAGUUCAUCAAUCUGAUAUUUCAAAAAUAUAUUUACCUCCUUUAAAUAUUUCCAUAAAUCUGCUGUAGAACCUUCCAGACAUUCACUACUGUUAUGGUUGAGACCAAACUCCCUCAAAAUAUUUUAGGAAGAUACAGUCUAGACUAUCGUUUUCUUAUUUUAAAGGCAGGUGUUCUAGAUGCAAUUUAAUUGAUCAAACUACCAGGUUUGAAACUUUAUUCACACGCUACAAUUAAUAUACAGGCAAAAAUAAGAGAAUGAAUUGGCUUAACUGUAACUCAGUUGAAAUACUUGACACUGAUAAAAGAACUACUAAACUUUCAAUAUAGUAACACCCCAUAAACACACCCUUGGCAAAGGCAAAUUCUGUAAAAUAGAUUGUCUUACAUGUAAUUCUAGCAGCAGGAAGAGUACCCCAUCUUUUAUCUGUAACACCAAGGAAUAAGACCUUCCAUAUUCAGCUUCAAGACCCCUUUAACAACUGCUCCUGAAAAACUAUAACUGAAAGUCCUGGUUCUGCGGGAACUUGACCCCAUCCAUUUAGGCUGCUUCUAUUGAUCCAACUUUUUAAAAAAAAACACCCAAAGCCUCAUAGCUGUUUAAUUUAUUGGCUAGAGCAGACUGAUCGUCACCUCUGUCUCAAUUUUUCUUCAUAAAAAUAAAGAACAAAAUAUACCUAAAAGCCAUAGUAUCAUUACACCUCUGACUUAAGAUGAACCAUCAAUAUAUGAAGAUGUCUUCAUUUUUAAAAGCCUUUAGUCUCGCACUGUUAGUGCAUUGCAAUACAUAUGCAUUACGUUGACUCUAAACAUGCAAUCUUUCACUACUAGAGUCCAUUAUAGUCUAUUUUUUCCCAACCCACCAAAUGCCCCUGUCUUCCUCCUUCAAAGUCGUGACAACAUUUCGACAAUUAUGUUCUCUUGCCCUGCGAUGUAUAAUUUUCAGAUUGAAUGGCUGCAGUAAUAAGCUGCAUCUAAAUAGCCUGGUAUUUUUAAUCCUUUAAAUUUUCCCCAUUAACAUUAAGAGGCUGUAAUCGUAUAUGCAAUUGUCACAGACACGUUACUGCCACCACCAAAAUCAAGGUCUCCUCAAUUGUGGAAUAUUUCUGUUGAUGAUUAUCCAGUUUUCUGGAAAAAAAAUCCAAUAAGUCUUUUUGUAUCCUUGUCUUCUUACAAGAGUACAGCACGGACACAUACAUCACUUGUGUUGAUAGCCCCGUUGAAUGGCUUUGCUUAAUUAGGUGUGGCUAGGGCAGUAGUUAACUGAGCUUUCAGGCUGUCAAAUAACUUUGCCAUUCCUCCAUCAACUGAAAUUUUCUGCACUUCAAGUCUGUCAGUGGAGCAACCACAUUGCUAAAAUUUGAUAGAGACUUCUGAUAAAAACCACUCAGUCCCAGGAAUCAUUGUACUUGCCUCUUCAUCGAUGAUAUGGGAAACUCCUCAAUAACUUUUAUUUUCACAUCCCAUGGGGCCACCUGUCCAGAUCCAAUGGCAUGGCCCAGGAACAUGACUUGGGCGUUUGUGAACUCACUGUUAGCCAGGUUUAUCACCAAGCCCACCUCCCAAAGUUGACUGAACAAUUCUGGUAGAUGCUGCAAAUAUUCCUUCCAUGUAUGAGUAAAAAAUCACUAGAUUGGUGAUGUACAUUUGGGUGAUCCAGAAAUGACUUAAUUGGUUAGUCUUUGAAAUGUAGCUGGUGUAUUAUUCAUCUGCCCACUGGCAUGACUUUAAACAGGUAAAGUCUAUUCAGCAUGACAAAAGCCAAAUUUCCUUCAUUGUUUCGGAUAAAGGUACUUGCCAGUAUCCUCUGUAGAAAUAUAAAUAGCUUUUUCCUCCUUCUCAAUACAGUCUUUCAAAUGUGGAAUAGGAUAUGAAUCAGAUUUUGUAACUGAAUUGGCUUUGCAAUUGUCUGCACGUAAUCAUUAAGGACCAUCUGCUUUUGGCAUCAUUACUAUGAGUGAACUCCAUUUGCUGCAACUCGCUUCAAUUAUAUUGUCUUUGAGCAUGCAUUCAAUCUCUUUUUGAACCUGUGCCAUCUUGAGGGUUAAGUCUUAUAAGGAUUUUGCUUAAUUGGAACAGCAGUAUCUAUAUCACAAUUAGAUUAGUACUUCCCAACUAAUUCCCACACAUCUCCCUAUAUGAUUAUAAUAACUUUUUCAGGUCAUUUUGAUUUUCCCUUGGAUAGGGAACUUGACCUUCCCUUGACUCAAUAAUUUAUUCCAAUUUUUGAGAACUUCUCUGUUGUCCAAUUUGAUUUGAGGAGUGUCCAAUUCAGAAUCAUAUGAACUUGGUUCUUCACUCUCUGUUGUAACUAGCAACAUAUUCUUCUUUUGCUUUUCUUCUGUAUCAAAAUACCUUUUGAGUAUACGUGCAUGACACACUGAGCGAUUUCUUCUUAUCUAGCAUUCUUAUUAACUAAUUCACCUCACUCAAUUUCCUUCCAAUUUGAUAAGGUCCACUAAAUCUUGCCUUUAAAGGUUCACGUACCACUGGUAGUAACACUAAUACUUUAUCUCCACUAACAAUAUUAUGAAUUUUUGAUUUCUUGCACACUUCUUGUUUCAUCACGUGCUGACCCUUUGAAUGCUACCUAACCAGCUAACCUGCUGCAUUUAAUCUUUCCAUAAAAUCCAAACAGUCUUUGAACUCUGAUUAACCAAUUUUUCCUUAAUUAAUUUCAGUGAUCCUCUCACCUCAUGUCCCAAAACUAAUUCAAAUGGACUAAUUUAGUUGAUUCAUUGGGUGCAUCCCUAAUUGAGAAAGUGCAGUUAGAGUCCCUUUAUCCCAAACCUCUGGAUAGUCUUGACUAUAAGCCCUUAGGGUCGUCUUUAAAGCUUGAACCCACCAUUCUAAUGCUCCCUGCAUUUCUGGAGGUAUGCUGUGGAUUUGAAUUGUUUUGUUCCUAAACUAUUCAUUAUUUCUUUGAAUAAUUUUGAUCAAAAUUUGACCCUUAAUCCAAUUAUAUCUCUUGGUUAGCAUAGUUAAAAAAUUCGGGUAACUCUUGUACAGUCCUCUUGGCUAUGAUAUUUCCUAAUGGAAAGACCUCUGGAAAUCUAGUAGUCACAUCCAUUAUGGUCAAUAAUUACUGAUUCCUACUUUUUGUUUUAAAGUUGAGGUUCUAUGCACUCAAUUAAGAGCCUUGUAAAAAAACAAUGUUCCUCACAUGCAAGAAUUGGCAUUAGGGGUGCUGGUUUUAUCACUGCAUGAGGUUUUCCAAUUACUUGACAUGGAUGACAUGUCUGGCAAAAGUCAACCACAUCCUCAUGCAAUCUAAGCCAAUAAAAAUGUUUUUGUAUUUUGACUUGAAUUUUCCUUAUUUCCAAAUGACCUCCUGGUAAUUCAUGUGCUACCCGCAAUUCCUCCUUUCUAUAACCCACCUAGUACAACUUGAUGAACUGCCCAUUUCUCAUUUGCCUGAAUGUGUGAUCGUCUCUUCCUCAUCAGUACUUUACUUUUAAGAGCAUAACAUUCUGGGAUACACUCAGAUUCUUCUAUUGUGUACACUUUUUGAUGCAACUGCUUUAGUUCUUCACUGUUCUGUUGUAAUUCAGCUAAAUUUUCUGAACGAAGAAUAUCCCCUUUGUCCUGCAAUUAUUUUCUCUAAACCAUUUGAUGAAACAUAGUUUCUGAUAACUGAACUUCAACUUUAUUUUUAUUGCUUGAUUUCUCCUCCUGUUUUAACCAGUGGCUUUGCAACCUACUACCACAGUCAGGAAAAAUCCCAGGACAUAAUUCCUGCAAUACCGCAGUUGCCUGAUUUUCCACUGGCUUUUCAACCACAUAGGCAUCACUCCCACCAGUGAUCCAGCUAUAUCAUUGCCAAGGAUAAACUAUUUCUGCAACCAGAAUUUCUCUAUUACUCCUGUCGCACUUCACCAGUUUUCACUGGACUCAUCAGCUUCGCUUGAGAAUAAUGUGACUUUGCUCUUCUACCCAUGAAUUCUACAUAUUAUGACUUUUUCUGGCCAUUCUCCCUCCAAAUUACAUGUAUCUUCAUCUCUCACCAUCAAAGAUAGACUUGCUGCAGUAUCUCAAAAUCUUAAUUUCUUUACCUAUUCUUGGCAUAUAGGUCUAAACCUUAUCCAUGCAAGUAAGUUCUUUAAAGAAAUCUGGCGCUUUCUUCUCAACCAACCCCUGACCAGGUUGUACUCUUUUGCAGCUUCUUAGCUUCCACUGUGCUUUCCUUUACAAUUGCAACAAAACUGACUUCCCACAUCCAUCUUCCCAGUGCUUUUGCUAAACCACCAACACCACAACUUUGUGUGGCCUACUUUAUUAUGGUGAUGAUACCUGAGCUUUUUUUACUUCUGUUUCCCCCUCAUGAGUUUCCUUUCUACACUGUGGUAAAAUGUCUGUAUUAUCUUCAAUGAGAUCUCCUUUUCCCCAAUUUCUAUUCCUCCUAGAUUGAAAUUGAUGUUGGAAGCCAAACUUAAAUUUUUGUACUAAUGCGUAAUCAUGUUAUUUCCAUGGCUAUUCUUGUAGUCUUAACCCUUUACUCUUGCCACUUAAGGAAGUGAAUUUUGUGAACACCUCCAAAAUAAUCAUCAAGAAAGUCACAUGUUUGAUCUAUUUUCAAUGCCCUUAUCCACCAAAAUUAUUUUAUUUGAUCCUUUCAAACUCAAUGUAUGUUUGAUCAGAUUCUCUCCUUAGAUUCCUGAAAUGUUGUCUCUAGGCUUCUAACACUGGUUCAUAUGCACUUAAGGCGCCAUUUUUCACCUCAUCAUACUCCCCAGAUACCUCCUGUGAUAGUGAUGCAAAUACCUCACUAGCUCUGCCUACCAAAUUGGUUUGGAUCAACAAUAUCCACGUGGUCACCGGCCUUCAUUUGUUUAGCCACUUUCUCAAAUGAAAUGAAAAAGACUUCUACAUCCUUCUCAUUGAAUUUAGACAUUGCUUGGACACCUUUAAACAGAUAUCCAUCAGGCCUUAGGCAAUGAUGGGAUUGCUGUCAGUCACUGUCCUCAUCACUACUUGUAAUUCUGCCAUUUUAAGUCAUCUUUGAGUUCUCGGUUAUAACUGAAGUUAUAAAUUUCUGAAGUUCCAAAACUAUUUCUCCCUUUUCCUCUGCUUUCAAUCAUAAUUCAAACUGUUUCAUUUCCUUUUCAUUGUUAAGCUGCUUCAUUUGCUAUUCAGUGUUAACCAUUUUCACUAACCCUAUGGUAUUUUCAGCAAUAAUAAAUGUCGAGCGAUUGCUGCAAUUACCUCCCCUUUUCACACAAAGGCAACCCCAACCCCAACUUGUCCGCCACUUCCAAAAGUUUUGCCUUGCUCACUUCCUGUAAAACCUCUGAAGUGAAUUCUUUCAUCCCCAGGAAAUUCUUACUGACCGAAAGAGCCAUUACUACACAAGGCACAUUGUAUAUAAACAAACUGAAUGCAACACCCAAAAUAAAUAAAUGUCAGCACUCAACACUCACUGCUUUCGAAUCCAAUGAUCCUAAACCCUUGCCAACAUACUUUAGUUGUAACAAGAUCACCCUACUCUUAAACACCAAUCCCCUAUCACUGAAGGCUAAAACUCCAUUUGCCUCUUUAAUUAUUUGCCAUCUAACUUUUGUGUUUCAUGCACUAGAACACCCAGAUCCCUCUGUGACGUGUAUUUUGGAGUUUUGCCAAUAAAUAAAUCUGCCCUUUCAUUCUUCUACCAACAUUCAUUAGGCCAUUAAAACAUUGAUGGAUAAGUUAAAAUUGACAAGCAACUAAAUCUUAUUGAAAAUGUUAGUAAACCUUCAGUCAUUUUCAGCAUACUGCCACCGAGUAAAUAAAUACAAACAAUUGAGAAUAGUCUUUAUUUCACUAUAAGAGCACAGAUUGGAAAGAAUUUGUGUGGAAUGUUGCAAAUAACUCUUCAAUCAAUAAUCUUGAUAUUUUACUUUCAAAACUGAUUUUCAAAAAAAUAGCUGCUGUAAUUGAUUAGUAAUUUGAAAAAUCAAUAUGGACAUUAGCCAUUUCAUUUUUCAUGACCUAACUGAGCAGAAUGCACCAAUAAUUGUGCCUCAUUGUUCCUUAAGCUGUCUCAAAGUGUAUAAAAUCCCAAUUAAUCCACCAACAUGACCAAUUUACCUGACUUACUGCUAUUCACGACAAGAGCAAUUCAGACCACAGAAAGGUAGCUGUUUGUAACGUAGUAUACUUUAACAAAAGGCAGCAAAAAGAAAGGAUUUUGAUUCAAUAAAUAUGUACCUAUGUGCUCGUUCAAGGUUAAGACAGGCAAAAGACAAAUGAUUUUACAUAGUAAGAAUGCUGACUGAAUAUAGACAGAGUACACAAAAUUCUGAAUAUCGAAGGUCUCAAAUGUGGGUUAAAUUACCUCACACAUUUCUUCUUGCUUCUGAUUGGUAAAGGUUGUAAGAUUCUGGGUUUACUUUAACUUCGGUUGUAAUUAUAACAGCCUAUCUAAAUGUUUACUAGUCCUGAUCAAUUGCAAGGCCCGUUGCACUGCAAAGCAUUGGUCAGUUUUCAUUUUGAUAGUUGAUCUGGGGGACUAAUGCCUUCUUGUUACAAUUUGUUCUUUUAAGCUUUCCUGUUUUUUAUCUCUGUCCUUGACCCAGUAGAGAGAGAGAGAGAGAGAAUGAUGGUGUGCAGCACUCUGAUUUUAUAAUUUGCAAAGUAUUUCUUUUCUACAAAUUUUGUAGUGCUUUUAUUCCCUUAAUAACUCUUAUUUUGGGGUUAUGUAUUUUUAUAAUCCCAUAAUUGCUUCUUUCCUAUAACAACUAACUUUUGAAAUAAUUGACAAGGUAUAAGUAAAGUAAUUAAACUAUAAGCAACAUUAGCAAUUUUAACUUUUCAAACAGGUUGUGACUCAACACUGGAAAUAUAACAAAGUAAUUCAAAGUGUAACUGAAGGUUCAGUUUAUUAUAUCAAUGAGUAAAUUACUACAUUCAAAUAAAUAAAUUCCAAAAUGUUUAUAGUGAAAUCCAGGUCAUUUAAUAAUAUAUAAAUUCAUUAUAUAAAAUUUGUUAGUGGCUCAAGAAAUCUAAGCAAAAUCUGUAUUAGUUCAACUAUACUACUGCAAGCAUGAAAAUAAUUCACUCGAGAAUUAGACUAAAAUUUGGAAUGUUGGUUUGUAUCUACAGCAAAUACUCGAUGUGGUAGGAGUCAAAUAAAAGUGAGUGAGUGGGCUAUUUGCUUCUUUGCAGCAAGAUACAUUGUGAGACAAGUGUCAAAGCUGUUUUUGUAUUCCAGGUGGUAGGACAGGAGCUGUACUCUAGCAUUUAAUGAAUUACAAUAUGCAAUACAUCAAACAUUGCAUGUCUAAUUCAGGUUGCCAAUCAUAAAUGUUUUGAAGAAAACGCUAGCAAAAACCUGAAAAUGAUAUUAAUAAAGUUAAAUCAAUUGCUCAAAGUUUAAAUGUUAAUGUUACAUUACCUGUAGCAGCCUCUUAGGGGCAGCAUUGAGCUGUAAAAAUAUCAAGUAUGCAAUAAAAUUUAAGUACACUUGGAGUUAUGCAACAAAA